Molecule: messenger RNA, 973 nt
Organism: Heterocephalus glaber (naked mole-rat)
Lineage: Eukaryota; Metazoa; Chordata; Mammalia; Rodentia; Bathyergidae
Source: RefSeq, a predicted model, not a curated record
CAGAGCCCAGGGAGCCAUCAUCCCUGCCUGCCAGCCCUGCCUGCCAGCCCACAGCUCCCAGACUCGCUUUCCCUGGAGCCUGGAGACAGGCCCUGGGGCGCUGACACCUGUCCCUCUCUCUCUCUCUGAAUACGCUCCACGGGAGGGCAGGGUGGAGACCAUUCCCAUGGCGACCCAGGGAGAUCCCGCUUCCGAGGCUUCGGCUGCUGUCCGACUGGAAGGGGCAGCGCGCCACCGAGCAGCCGUGGACAGGAGGCAGACCGAGGGGCGGGCCCCGACCUGCGGAGCUUCCGACCGCUGCUGGGGGCACGAAGAGUGGGCGGCCACUUCCCACGUACCCAGCCGCGUCCUUCCCCCAGCAGCAGCCACGCAGGUGCAGCUUGGCCCUUGGGAAGGGCAGGGUGAGGGGAGAGGGGCUCAAGGAGAGAAGGAUGGGGUCCGGGCUCAGCCUGCCCGCUGGCCCUGCGCAGCAAGGCAAAGUCCAGGUGCAGCCUUCCAGGGCAGGCGAGCUGCCUACCAGAUAAGGGCCACACUUUGGACUCCUCGGCCAGACAGCGGGAGGGCGCCUGGGGUACCUGGGUCCCCCACUCCUCCUGGCCCGAAGUUCGAACCAGGCCGGGGCAGCAGCAUGGAGAAAGCCCGGAGAGGGCGGUGGGCACCGGCCUGCCUGCCGCGGCUGGGCCGCAUUUGUCCCCGUUACUCGCCAGGCGGGAAGGAGCGCGGGAAGUCGGCUCCCCCGGCUUCUCCGCUGUCCCCAGACCCGGUCACCGAGCGGUGCCCGCGGGCUGGGGCGGUGCCACCCGGGUCCCGCCCCGCUCAGCCGCCCCGCCAGCCCCGCCCCGCCAGGCGCCGGCCGGGUCCCCGGGCCUCCGGUCCCAGUCCCGGGCUGGGCAGCGGGGCUGGCAUCGCCGAAGCCGCCGCCGCGACGGGGUCCCCGGAGGACGUCGGGCGCCGGACACCUGCGCGGAGGUGA